AUGAUAUCAAGAAUUGGCCUCAGCACACCAACAAAGGCGUUGUCCCUCAGUUCUAGAAGAGUCAUUGGCUGUACAUCAAGGAUUGCAUUAUCAAGGUGUUAUGCCACUAAAAAAGCUACAAUCUAUGAUCAAAGCACUGGCCAAACAAUCGAGUUAGCUGACCCAGAACACCCUGAAUUGGCUGAUUUUAAAAACCCACCAUUUGUCUUGAAGCAAUACUUAGAUCCAUAUGCCAAAUACGACGAUCCGCAGAAUAGAAGAAACAAGAACGACCCAAUGCACAUUGACGAGGAUAUGUUGGAUAUGUGGUCACCAGAUUACUAUGAUCAUGUAUCUGAUAGCACUGCUUUGAAACACAAUGCCAUCUUUUUUGGUUUGAUAUUUGGGAUUUCAGCUGUAAUUGCCUACUUCCAAUUAUACCCAGAAAAACCAGCCAUGAUUAGAUCGUUCCCAUAUAACGGUUUGGCUGAUGCUUUAGGGGCUACAUCAGAAGAGACCGCACCAUUCUAUCAAAACAAACCGGAUUUAACUGCUGAAAAGGAAUGUGGUAUUUUACCUGCUGAUAAUGAUAUCACCAAUAAUCAAACUGCCUAUGAAAAAGAGAACGCAGAAUUCAUAAAAUCCGGUACUGCCUAA
Candida dubliniensis CD36 is the source of this 636-nucleotide messenger RNA. RefSeq lists its product as uncharacterized. NCBI's taxonomy places the organism in Eukaryota, Fungi, Ascomycota, Pichiomycetes, Serinales, Debaryomycetaceae. Bases 1 to 636 code for a protein of 211 amino acids. Gene Ontology annotation, cellular component: mitochondrion. The record is from RefSeq and is a predicted model, not a curated record. The transcript has a single exon.